This is a messenger RNA of Medicago truncatula (barrel medic), 3496 nucleotides long. RefSeq names its product phototropin-2. Gene Ontology annotation, biological process: protein phosphorylation. NCBI's taxonomy places the organism in Eukaryota, Viridiplantae, Streptophyta, Magnoliopsida, Fabales, Fabaceae. Bases 278 to 3085 code for a protein of 935 amino acids. The record is from RefSeq and is a predicted model, not a curated record. Gene Ontology annotation, molecular function: protein kinase activity; ATP binding. The transcript has 23 exons.
UUUACCAUAUUAAGCGUCAAAGAAAGUACAUAGACUUACACAGUGAGUUGUUGUAAUGUAUUUAUGUGAUCCUUGAACGUUAUCCUUUUUGUCUAAAGCCUGUGCACUGAAAUCAAAGCUAAAAGACAUAAUCACUAAAAGCUUACCUAUCCAACUGCAGCCAAACACAGUACAGCCUUUGCUACAUUCCUUAUGAGUCUAACUCAGUUUUCAACUUCUAUGAAUUUUGGUUAAUUUCAUUUGUGUCAUAGUUGAUAGAUAUUAGACUAAUUCAUAGAUGGAGAAAAAGGAAUCAUCAGCUAAUUCUGGAACCAGUAAAGAAUCUGUGAACAAAUGGAUGGCAUUUGCUAACAAACCAGAUGAAAACUCAACAUCAACAAAGGCUCCUUCUGGUGAUAAUGAUCAAAUUCUAACCGAAGCAAGUAUAGCCGAGAGAGCUGCGGAAUGGGGACUAGUGGUAAACUCAGGCAAUUUGGUAGCAGCAGUUGAGACAAGUUCUUCUUCAUUGGAUGGUGAUAAGAGCAAAGGCAUGUCAGAUAGGUUUGCUGAUUCGACAAGGACUUCAGGGGAAUCGAAUUAUGGUUCGGAGGCUAAAUUGUCGGGGCUGUUUCCAAGAGUUUCGCAAGAAUUGAAGGACGCGUUGUCUACACUUCAACAAACAUUUGUUGUCUCAGAUGCAACUAAACCUGAUUGUCCUAUCUUGUAUGCAAGCAGUGGUUUUUUUAGUAUGACUGGUUACUCUUCUAAGGAGGUUAUUGGAAGGAAUUGCCGAUUUCUUCAAGGACCUGAAACUGACCAGAACGAAGUAGCAAAAAUUCGGGAUGCAACGAAGAAUGGGAAAAGUUAUUGUGGCAGGCUUUUAAACUACAAGAAAAAUGGAACUCCGUUUUGGAAUCUUCUCACUGUCACUCCAAUUAAGGAUGAUCGUGGCAAUACUAUCAAAUUCAUUGGAAUGCAGGUUGAGGUGAGCAAAUACACAGAAGGUGUGAAUGAGAAGGCACUAAGACCAAAUGGAUUACCAAAAUCAUUAAUUCGCUAUGACGCUCGUCAAAAGGAGGAAGCUAUGGGUUCAAUCACAGAGGUUGUUCAAACCGUUAGGAAUCCAAAAUCGAUUAUUCGCAGUAAGAACGAUGACACUGCAACCAUCAUGCAUGAAGAGCCGGAGAAUCUCAAUCAUGAUUUUGUUUUGCCAAAGUCUGUUGAACCUGUGAACGACACUACAACACCUGGUAGACAAACUCCACUGAAAUUCCAUGGCGAUAAUAAUAAUAUGUCGCGCUUUAGUUCUUACGAGGAAAGGAACAACAAAUCAUCAAGAAAAUCUGGAAUUACUUCUUUGAAAGGUGUUAAAGGGAAAUCUAUGAGUUCUGUAGGGAGAGAUAAGGACAAGACUAUUGUUGAACCUGAAGUUUUGAUGACAAAGGAAAUAGAGUGGUCCAAAUAUGAGCUAAGAGAGAGGGAUAUAAGACAAGGAAUUGAUCUAGCAACCACAUUGGAGAGGAUAGAAAAGAAUUUUGUGAUUUCUGAUCCUAGACUUCCAGAUUGUCCAAUUAUAUUUGCAUCAGACAGCUUUCUCGAGCUUACAGAAUAUACACGAGAAGAAAUUUUGGGUCGAAACUGUCGGUUUCUUCAAGGACCAGAAACAGACCAAGCAACUGUCAAUAGGAUUAGAGAUGCUAUCAAAGAUCAGAGGGAAAUCACAGUUCAGCUGAUCAACUAUACAAAAAGUGGAAAGAAAUUCUGGAAUUUGUUUCACUUGCAACCUAUGCGUGACCAAAAGGGUGAACUUCAAUACUUCAUUGGUGUACAAUUAGAUGGAAGUGAUCAUUUAGAACCUUUAAGAAACCGCCUGUCCGAGGGUUCUGAGAUACAAAGUGCUAAAUUGGUGAAAGCCACUGCAGAAAAUGUUGAUGGAGCUGUUAGAGAACUUCCUGAUGCCAAUUUGAGACCAGAAGAUUUGUGGGCAAUUCAUUCUCAAGCAGUUUCCCCAAGACCACACAAAAGGGACAAUCCUUCUUGGGUAGCUAUUCAAAAGAUAACUGCAAGAGGAGAGAAAAUUGGGCUUCAUCAUUUUUCUCCCAUAAGGCCCUUGGGUUGUGGAGAUACUGGCAGUGUUCAUUUAGUGGAACUCCAAGGUACUGGCGAACUAUAUGCAAUGAAGGCAAUGGAAAAGUCUGUAAUGCUAAAUCGUAAUAAGGUUCAUCGAGCGUGCAUUGAAAGAGAGAUUAUAUCAUUACUGGAUCAUCCUUUUCUUCCAACACUAUACACCUCAUUUCAAACAGACACACAUGUAUGUUUGAUUACUGACUUCUGCCCUGGGGGCGAGUUGUUUGCAUUACUCGACAGGCAACCCAUGAAGAUUUUAAAAGAAGAUUCAGCAAGGUUCUAUGCAGCAGAGGUUGUUAUUGGUUUGGAAUAUCUCCAUUGUUUGGGUAUAAUUUAUCGUGACUUAAAGCCUGAAAAUCUCUUACUUCAGAAGGAUGGCCAUAUUGUAUUAACUGAUUUUGAUCUAUCGUUUAUAACAUCCUGUAAACCCCAGGUUGUGAAGCAGUCAUUACCUGGUAAUAGAAGAAGAUCUCGAAGUCAGCCACCACCUAUAUUUGUUUCCGAGCCAGUAACACAAUCAAACUCAUUUGUUGGAACUGAAGAAUACAUUGCCCCGGAAAUCAUAACCGGAGCGAGGCAUACAAGUGCUAUAGAUUGGUGGACCCUUGGAAUCUUGUUGUAUGAGAUGCUAUAUGGUCGCACACCAUUUAGAGGAAAGAAUAGACAGAAGACAUUUUCCAACAUCUUACACAAGGAUCUUACCUUUCCAAGCAGCAUCCCGGCUAGUCUUGCAGCCAGGCAGUUGAUUAAUGCACUAUUGCAAAGAGACCCUGCCAGUCGUCUAGGUUCAGCAACAGGAAGCAAUGAAAUCAAACAACAUCCUUUUUUCCGUGGAAUCAAUUGGCCUUUAAUCCGCAACAUGAGUCCACCCCCAUUAGAUGUUCCUCUUCAAUUCAUAGGAAAAGAUCCAACGGCCAAGGACAAGAAGUGGGAAGAUGAUGGUGUUCUCAAUACCUCCAUUGAUAUGGAUAUUUUUUGAAGUUCAACAGAAGAUUCGUCAGUAUGGGAUGUUUUGUUAUAGUGAUUCAUGUUUCAAAACAAUCACUAUAACUGAGAUAUUCAAGUGCAAGAACUUCGUCUAUCGAUCUGGUUGGUGUCCAUUGCCAUAUUGCGUAGGGUCAGCAUAAAAGUAUCAUGUACAUUGAAUAAAGCCAGAAGAUGUUUUACUGUUUGAGACAUGCUUCAUAGUUUACGCUCAUGGACGAUACAUCAAUAUUGUAUUUUUGUAAAUGGCUUAAAAUCGUAACUGAGAGUAGCACGAAGAGAAUUAAACAUAGCAUGUAAAAUCAUAUGUUGUAUCAUUAUCAAAGGUUGUUUGUGCAUUUGUCAACCUAAACCAAUGCAGAUAGAGAAAAACUCGUCAUUGAUGUAAGUUUUUGUUUAUAUUGUA